This is a messenger RNA of Carica papaya (papaya), 462 nucleotides long. The record is from RefSeq and is a predicted model, not a curated record. NCBI's taxonomy places the organism in Eukaryota, Viridiplantae, Streptophyta, Magnoliopsida, Brassicales, Caricaceae.
UAAUAUUCAUUUAUCAGGCAUUAUCAAUUUCUAUAACCACGACGGCUUUAUCGUUUAUAGUAUUCGAUGUCGCAAGAAAUGAAAGAAGAUAUAUGUUUUACCCGCUUCUGGUUAUAGUGGAUUUGAAGCAGCGUCAGCUGCCCAGGUCCGGUGAUGGACACCUACUCCUCUGGAGAAGAAUUGAUUAUUAAGACAAGAAAGCCAUAUACAAUCACAAAGCAACGUGAACGAUGGACAGAGGAGGAGCACAGUCGGUUCUUGGAAGCCUUGAAACUCUAUGGAAGAGCUUGGCAGCGCAUAGAAGAACACAUAGGAACAAAGACCGCUGUGCAGAUCCGAAGCCAUGCGCAAAAAUUCUUUUCAAAGAAUAUGCGCGGGCUGAGAAUAGGAAGAGCGACCACAGAGAGCAAGUGCGGGGAUGGUUGCGUGAGGCUUUGGAUUUGGUGAAGGAUGGCGGCAGUG